AUGGCUGCUCCAUCUCCCCCCAUCCUCCCGAUCUCGAAUUCCCAAUCCGCCGUCACCACUACCACCGUUCCUUCCGCCGCCGCGUCUGCCCAAUCCCAGCCUCCGAUCGCCACCCCGGCCUUCCGCUCCUUCAUCAACAAGAUCUCCGACACCGUCCGCAACGGCCUCUCGCAGCGCCGCCCGUGGGCCGAGCUAGCCGAUCGAUCCGCCUUCUCGAAGCCGGAGUCCAUGUCCGAGGCCUCCCUCCGCCUGCGCAAGAACUACGCCUACUUCCGCGUCAAUUACCUGGCCGUGAUCGCCGCGAUCUUGGCCUUCUCCUUGGUCUCGCAUCCGUUCUCGCUCUUGCUGCUGGUGGGCCUCCUGGCUUCCUGGAUCUUCCUCUACCUCUUCCGCCCCGCGGAUCAGCCGCUGGUCAUCUUCGGCCGCUCCUUCACCGACAUGGAGACCCUCGGCAUCCUCGUCCUGUUCAGCGUGGUCGUUGUUUUCCUCACCAGCGUCGGAUCUCUGCUCAUCUCGGCUCUCAUGGUCGGGGCGGUCGUUGUGGGCGCGCACGGCUCGUUUAGGGUUCCGGAGGAUCUGUUCUUGGAUGAGCAGGAGCCUGCCACCACCGGAUUCCUAUCGUUCCUCGGUGGCGCCGCCACCAAUGUCGCCGCCACCACCGCCGCUCGCGUCUGA
Molecule: messenger RNA, 675 nt
Organism: Linum tenue
Lineage: Eukaryota; Viridiplantae; Streptophyta; Magnoliopsida; Malpighiales; Linaceae
Source: the annotation of a GenBank genome assembly